Lottia gigantea (owl limpet) is the source of this 300-nucleotide messenger RNA. RefSeq lists its product as hypothetical. The transcript has a single exon. Gene Ontology annotation, cellular component: nucleus. The record is from RefSeq and is a predicted model, not a curated record. The annotation marks the transcript as partial. NCBI's taxonomy places the organism in Eukaryota, Metazoa, Mollusca, Gastropoda, Lottiidae. Gene Ontology annotation, biological process: regulation of transcription by RNA polymerase II. Gene Ontology annotation, molecular function: DNA-binding transcription factor activity, RNA polymerase II-specific; RNA polymerase II cis-regulatory region sequence-specific DNA binding.
GAAGAAGGUCACCGUAUCUCAGACGAUGAACUCAUCAAUUUGACGGUGAAAGAGUUAAACAGGCUGCUGAAGGGCCUGACUCGAGAUCAAGUUGUUAAACUCAAACAACGAAGGCGAACCUUAAAGAAUCGAGGAUAUGCAGCCAAUUGUAGAGAAAAGCGUCUUUCACAAAAAGAGAUAUUGGAAGGUGAAAAAGACAAGUUAAAAGAUGAAGUUGACAGAUUACAGAGAGAAAACGAUGUAGUGAAAAUGGAACUGACUGCUUUACGUUCCAAGUGUCAGGCUUUAGAUCGCUAUGCC